AUGAACGGCUAUUGGUGUUUGGAUGUAACCAUUUUUAAAAAGCCUGUGAAGAUUGGGGAUGAUGUGGUAUUUGAGAUUAACCCCCCCUCAGUGCCACAAUCAGGAUCCUGGAAUUCACAGACGCUGUUGGCCUUUUGGGUCGGCUCUACCGUGGUUUCGGGCGUUGGAUAUAAAGGGAGAAUCUCUGUGAAUACUUCCACUGGAUCACUGACGCUGAAGUCUGUAAGACUCAGUGACUCUGGAAAUUAUUUUGUUCAGGGUCAAACCACAGAUGGAGUUGAAUUCAGUGGAAAUACUACCUUGACUGUUUUUGAACCUGUCUCCCAGCCCACAGUACGCUCCAAUGUGACUGAUCCAGUGGAGUUCAAUGACACUGUCAGUUUGUCCUGUACAGCCUCUGGCUCUGCUGUCUCCUACCAAUGGCUCAAUGGCAGCUCUGUGGUUAGUGACAGUGAGCGGAUUCACCUGAGUGAUGACAAUAAAACACUGACCAUACCCAGGGUGUUGAGAUCUGAUGAUGGGACCCUGUAUUGCUAUGCGUUUAACCCUGUCAGUAACAGCACCAGCGAGGCGUUUCAUCUCAUCGUGAGCUAUGGACCAGAAUCCCUCACUCUGUCUAUCAGCCCCCAAAAGCCGAUAUAUAGUGCAGGAUCAGACCUCACUCUGUCCUGUUCUGCACAGUCCAGCCCACCUGCUCACUACCAAUGGUUCUUUAAUGGAGCCCCUCUUAACAAACUGGGCUCACAGCUGAAUAUCAAUCACAUUCAACACAAUCAGACUGGAAACUAUACCUGCUGGGCUUAUAACAAUAUAACCCUCAAAUAUGCUAAGGAAACAAGAGAGAUUAUUGUUGUGGAGCCAAUAACUAAUGUAAAUGUGAAACCCAGCCUUGCACAGCCAAUAGCAAACCAGGCUCUAAACCUGACCUGCGAGGUGCUUGGAUCACAGACUGUUUCCUCAAGGCUCUGGCUGAAGGACGGUCAGCCCUUGUCCACUAGUGACAGAAUAACAUUGUCUGUGGACAGCAGUGUAGUCUCCUUCAACCCAGUGCUGCAGUCUGAUGAUGGAGAAUAUCAGUGUAAAGCUAGUAACCCUGUAAGUGAAGUGACGAGCGCUGGAUACAGAUUGGAGGUCAAUUAUGGACCAGAGCAGGUAUCUAUUACAGCACCAGACUCAGCAGCUGAAGGCUCAUCUGUAACAUUCACAUGUUCAGCUCAGUCUCUCCCCCCUUGUAAUUACACCUGGUAUUUCAAUGGGACAGAGACUGCCCAGAGCUCGCAAUACAAGAUAGCUUCUGUAAGCAAUGCUGAUAGGGGAAGUUACACUUGUGUAGCCUGGAACUCAGUGACUGGAAGAAACACUUCUGUGGUAAAGGAAUUUACUGUGACUGACUCUAAUGGUUCUGCUUCCUUGGCAUCUGGACAUGCAGUAGAGGUGGCGAUUGCUGUUCUGGUUCUUCUGCUUUGUGUUUCAGGGUAAAAUGCUGCAGAUUCAUGAAUCGCAAAAAAAAACCCUUCAGAGUACGACUGGAAGAGUAGCAUGUUUUAUUUACUGUGUAAUCAGGCUUGAUUGCUUGAGUAAUUGUUUACACACCCUCAUAAUUAUGGAGCUCUCCCCCCAACUUGUGGUUGUGAUCCGAGCACAGAAGACUACACCUACACAGCUCAUAUUUCUAGCUAUAUUGUGAUGCAAUACCUCAGCUCUGUAACGGCUUGUCCGAGCGAGUCUGGCUCUCUUGUACAAUGGUUAAGAUUUUGUCUGGCAGGCACAGUCCCUGUCUGGGGGUUGCCUCGUCCUCACAUUCCCUGCGUCCGCAUUAGGAAGACCGGCCCAACCAGAAUGCUUGGUUGCCUGUUGAGCUGUCACUACAAGGUCGCAGUGUGACACAACCUGAAACCAGUGUGGCACGCAAUGACAGACUAGGUCUCGUGUAGAGACGCUGGAGUUAGAAAUAUAUAAUCAACACUUUCUGUAAUGACACAUAUUUUAUAUGUUAGAUUUUUUUUCUUAAAUGAGCUUACUUUUAAACACAACCUAAAUAAGGGAGUUGACAAUGAAAACACAAUGGAAAAUACAUUUGCAAAUGCCUGCUGGCUUGAUUUCUUAAAGUUGUAACCUAA
Molecule: messenger RNA, 2120 nt
Organism: Acipenser ruthenus (sterlet)
Lineage: Eukaryota; Metazoa; Chordata; Actinopteri; Acipenseriformes; Acipenseridae
Product: carcinoembryonic antigen-related cell adhesion molecule 5-like
Exons: 8
Coding region: 1-1479 (492 amino acids)
Source: RefSeq, a predicted model, not a curated record